Messenger RNA from Lindgomyces ingoldianus, 2805 nucleotides. RefSeq lists its product as uncharacterized. NCBI's taxonomy places the organism in Eukaryota, Fungi, Ascomycota, Dothideomycetes, Pleosporales, Lindgomycetaceae. The record is from RefSeq and is a predicted model, not a curated record. Bases 1 to 2805 code for a protein of 934 amino acids. Gene Ontology annotation, cellular component: fungal-type vacuole membrane; PAS complex. The transcript is spliced from 8 exons. Gene Ontology annotation, biological process: positive regulation of phosphatidylinositol biosynthetic process; vacuole inheritance; protein localization to vacuolar membrane.
AUGACCUUUUCCCACGACGACUCCUUUCGCUCCAUUACCGGCGUCCCAGAGUCUGCAGAGCCGGCAGCGAACAGCAGCUCCCCGCAGCCUCCGAUGGCUUCUCUCCGCGAUACCUCAACGAAUAAGGCCCAGCCACCUGCAUCUGCGUCCGACAGCGGCACCCAGCCCGCCAUGCGAUACCAAACGCUCAACGGAUCACGCUCUUUGAAUGUGUCCGGCUCGCCGUCGACGGCUAACUCGCCGCUGUCCUCACGAGACACCUCGCCUGCACGCCCGCCGCACCGCCAGCAAUCAGCGUCUGGCCCGCUGCCAAAGUCAGGUCUGCGAUCGCGAAAGAGCAGUGCAGACGUGAGUCCUAGCAGAGGCCCCAGUCUUGCGGGUUCAAGCACCACGAUACCUUCUGCCGCAGCCAUACAGCGAGCAUUGUCAUCCGCCAACAUCCCCCAGUUACCCCCAACAUCUUCAUCCACAUCCUCCCAGGAACCCUCACGCGUCCCCCGACCCUUGAAGCCUGCGUCAGGCACGACAUCUGGGGAGAGCACGCCCCAUUGGCCUAUCUCGCCACGAUUAAAGUCACCCCCACCCGCCCCAGAUUCUCGCUCGCGCUCACGUCAAAACUCGCUGCGCACCCAGCCAAAGAAGGCUGAAUCCUCGUCCACACCCUCAAUCGUCGUGCAAAGUUCUUCGCCAGCACCUGCGUCACGGAUACCGGUGAAGGAUGAGGGCAUAGCCAGCGAUCCUGAAGAGCCCGCAUUGAGCAUGAAAGUUUCGUCGCGAGGUGCCAGCGGUGCAGCUCCGAAGCUAGAGACUGUCCAAGAAGCGAGCCUGCCUACAUCGCCGGGCUUUGACGGUUUGGACCCACCGAGUCUGCACAGCAGCACGCAAUCCCGCAAGUCGUCCGACGACGAACGAAAUGACAACACUCGCCACCCCGAGAGCGGCAGCGACGGCGGAAUCAACAAGCGAUCCGCCUCCACCCAGCGCUCCAACGUCCUCCCCUCCAAAGCCUCGUUUUCCUCCCUCUCCACCAUCAAGUCUCAGACAGAGACGCGCUCGGCGUCCGGCCGCGGAGACGGCAGCCUGCGCCUGAAGCCAAGUAAUGAGACAAUUCGGCCAAAAAAAGAAAAAUCAAAGCCAAAGCGGAAAGCACCUUCAAUCAAUUCUGGUACUGGUAUGUCGCCUCGUGCUCAUAUUUCAUAUCACCAUCACCACCCAAGUCGGCCAGACAACACCGCCGCAUCGUCCUUCUCUGGGAGUCCAGUCUCGUAUCGUUCGUGCGAUGACCGGCGGUCGACAGCCACAAUGUCACCCCCGAGCCCAGAGAUGGCGAUGCGGAGGCCUUCUAUUCGUUCCCCCUCUUUAAUAUAUUUAUAUACAAAUGUGUUUGAAAAGAAGGUCGCCAGCGCUACUUUCGUCUAUGAAUCUAACCCUGAUACCCGAGCUCGACACCAUCAUUCUAGGACUCCGAGCAUGACUUCUAUAAACAGUCUCGUCGAUCCCAGAGCAGUGCUUCGAAGUGAGGCGAAUAGAAAUCCAAACAAGAAAACUAGUAUGAAGUUCGCGACACACUCAUACAAUAACCCGAUUUCCGACCCUGAUGCGAUUGACCGUGGUGAAGGAACCAAUCGAAUCGGAUCGGGGAGAGUCAGUGGAGGCAGCCACCAUCACCACAUUAGCCGUCAUGGGCAUGGACGAGGCACGCUCAACCAUGUCAUUGAUAGCGACUCUUCAUUCGCUCAGCCCUCGCGAGCACGAAACCCUUCUUCGCGCCAAAGUUCGCAACCGAGUAGCCCGAAAUUCCACAACUUGCGGAUAGGGAAUGGCAACGGCGCCAAGAAAAAUGGCGAAUUUUCUGCUUACGAUUUGGAUGCCGAACAUGCAGCCGAUGACGAGCGAACGCCACUUAUAUCUGGUCGCAACGGGCGUGCCCGAACACCUCGGCGACCCAACAGCGGUUUCCGGCCCCACGAGCGACAGCACCGUCGCAACGGCGGAUGGUGCAGGAGGUUUGCCGGCUGCCUCGUACUUUCCAUUCUCGUCCUCGUCUUGAUCUUUAGCGCUGUGGGGUUGGUCUUUGCUUCGACCAAGCCGCUGUACGACGUCAAAGUCCGCGAGAUCCAAAAUGUAAUUGCCAGUCAGGAAGAAAUCAUGCUGGAUCUUGUGGUUGAUGCUAUAAACCCGAAUAUCAUCGGCGUUACGAUUGCAGACAUGGAUGUCAACAUCUUUGCCAAGAGUAAGCAUGUUGGCUCCGACAAGUGGUGGCGGGAGCACGGCGGCAACCACCGCAACAAAGAAAAUUGGCAUCCGCUUCCUACCGUUCCCGCAGAGUCAACUACCGAGGAGAGUGUUCACAUCACUAACGGGAUUGACGAAGGCACAGAUCCAAUCUCGGAUCCGGAAGUUGGAGAGCCCAGGAUCAUGCUACUAGGUCGCAUCUUUCAUUUCGAUUCACCCCUCAAUUUCGAUGGCUCGUUCCUCAAGCGGAAUAUGGCCGAAUCAUUGGGCGAAUUGCGUGUCACCAAACCGGGAAAUAAAACUGAAGCUGGAGGGACAGAACGGUGGGAGGAGGUCCUACAAUAUCCUUUUGAACUCAUUGUCAGAGGCGUAUUCAAAUACCAACUCCCGCUCAGCACCCGAGAACACACCAUACCUAUCACCGCAUCGUAUUACUACGACCCCGACCAGGAGAAGAAGAAGGUCAAGGCUCUCUCGGUGGAGCUUGAUUCUCGAACCUUGUCACCAAAACCUGUAUCAUCAAAGCCCUUAGGACGAUACCAUGUCCGAGGACGCCCCCUUCUCAUUUGA